AUGUUUACAUCUGGGUUAGAACAUGAGCUGUAUGAAUAUCCACCUCAGACAAGAAUUUUGCGCUCAAUGAUGGUGAUGAGAGCCAAUCAACAGGAGGAGUAUUCAGGGGAAAAAAUACAUAACUUGUUACAGAGUCAUUUUAAAAAAACAAAUCCUUUUUAUGAUAAUGACAUCUUGCCUCAGACGCAUCUAUAUACCAAAGAAGUCCUUUAUUGCAUCUUUCUGAACGAUAUUACCAUGAUUGUAGUCGUCUUUACAACUAAGUUAAUUGAAAUAGGCCAUCAUUUAUUAAAUGCAUUAAAAGAUGAUACAACCAGCGACAUUAAAGAUUUGUUUAUGCAAAAAACGAAUUUCGAGAAUUUUUGA
This is a messenger RNA of Cokeromyces recurvatus, 366 nucleotides long. RefSeq lists its product as uncharacterized. Bases 1 to 366 code for a protein of 121 amino acids. The record is from RefSeq and is a predicted model, not a curated record. NCBI's taxonomy places the organism in Eukaryota, Fungi, Mucoromycota, Mucoromycetes, Mucorales, Mucoraceae. The transcript has 3 exons.